AUGCACUCACGAUUACCAAACGCACCGGCGAGCUAUUUGCCAACAAAGAAGUCACAACGGGCUAGCGAGGCUCGAAUAGCAAAGAUCAAUGAGCUUUACGAAAGUAUCAAGAAGAAACAUCAAGAUUCAGUGGUUUCAAACAACUCUACAUCAGUGGCCUCGGAUGAACAGGAAGCGGACAACUGUAUUCAGGUAAAUGGUUUGGAUUACAGACUGCCGAGCGUCAGCCAUACGGAAGAACCAAGUGUUACUGUUAAAGAGGAAGACGCAAUGAACGUAUUUCGCCUUAACCAAACACCAACGCCACCAGAACGGCUGCAAAGACUAGGUUCUGAGAAUAACCAUAGAGCUUUCGAAGAGGAAGAUGAUGAGGACGACUACGAAGCGGAGUUAAGGUUUACACCAAAGUUCAAGUCGCGAAGAAGUCUCAUUACAAUGAAACAGUCCUCUAGCUUACAAAAAAAAGUUCAUCCUGUAGUUCCUAACAAGGUGCGAAGACCGAGUCGAGUCUCUUCAUUACGCAAGGCACUUGGCGAUCCGCUACCACUGCCAUACGUUGGAAAGCGGAAACUCUCCAAUGGCAUAGAUCCAGGUUUGGGAUUCAACAAUUCACUAACUGAUGGGACAAUUAAUAAGAAUAGACAGAUGAUGGAAAGAAAAUGGAAAAAGCUAAUAUCUCAGGACAGAGAUUUAAUUGAGAAACGAUUCGCAGAGAUACGUCAACGAUCUUCACAAAACAAUCCGGACAUUUCUUUCAAUGACGCUUUACCGCCGCCUGUUUCUGUAUCUACCGCAGGCCAACAAAAUGUGAACAGCUUAUCAGAGUUGAAUAAAGAAAUCAUCGCUAACAGGGAGAAGCUAGACCACAUCAUUGGUCUUUUAUCACACCAACAGAAUGUAGCCACAAGGACAAUCAAACUCCAAAGACCCUCACGAGAAGUCCAGCACUGGACGAUUUGUAUUAUUGUACUGAUUAUCUGUAAUCUAUACGUGUAUUAUUAUCUCUGA
This is a messenger RNA of Torulaspora delbrueckii, 1008 nucleotides long. RefSeq names its product Kar1p (gene KAR1). The transcript has a single exon. NCBI's taxonomy places the organism in Eukaryota, Fungi, Ascomycota, Saccharomycetes, Saccharomycetales, Saccharomycetaceae. The record is from RefSeq and is a predicted model, not a curated record. The coding region runs from base 1 to 1008 and encodes 335 amino acids.